AAUAAAUUAAAAAUAAACAAAUUAAAAUAAAUUUGUGAAAGAGAAGUUUUCCCUUUGUAAGAAUGUAACUUUUCAUAAAAAUCUAUUGUUAGGGAAGUGAACAUUGUUCCCAGACACUGAAGGAGACAGUAAAUUUAUCUUUUUAAAAAAAAAAAUAUUUGAAUUCCACAAUAUUUGUAUUAAUUUACUAAACUUUAAUGUAAUUGUAUGUAUAUAUAUUCAUCAUAAAUUAAGUUUAUUGUAUUUGACGUCAUGUGAAUAUUUGUAGAAAUUCUCUAAUUUUCAACAAUUUGCAUGUUUGCAUCUCAACAAAUCAUUUACAGCCCAUGAAAAUAAAUUAAUGGUAAAGUAGGUCAAAUCAUUAACUGUUAAAAAUAUUUAUUGAAUGCCAAUGUUAAUAACCAAAUUGAACUUAAUAAAAGUAUUGGAGCAUUGAAGUGAGAUCUGAGAAUAGUUUUUAUCCCCUCCUAGUAAAUAAGCAGAACUUUAAUUAUGAGUCAAAAUGAAGACUCUGACAGUGAAUUAGACCCCAGAAUUCAAAUUGAACUUGAAAAAUUAAACACAACUACAGAUGAAAUCAACAAAUUGGAAAUUGAAUAUGAUGAAGCCAAUACAACCUUUCGAAUGCUCUUAAAUGAAUCUACAAGGAGGUUAAAGUUGUUAACCAAAAAAUUGGGAACUUGCAUUGAGAAGGCAAGGCCAUAUUACGAUUUAUUAGAAAUAGCAAAAAAGCAACAAAAGGAAUGUCAGGAGGCAGCUUUACAGUAUCAGAAAGCAAGUGGAAUACAUGCAGCAGCUAAAGAAACUGUAGCUUUAGCAGAGCAGAGGUUUCUAACAAAUCAACAUGAGUGGCAGUUUGAUAAUGCUUGGCAGGAGAUGCUUAACCAUGCUACUAUGAAGGUGAUGGAAGCAGAUACUCAAAAGACAGAGAAGGGCAGAGAACAUCAAAUUAAGGCAGCGGUAUACAAGCAAACUGAAGAGAACUUAAAACAGCUGGAAGAAAAACUUCAAAAGUUUAUCAUUAAAUCUAGACCAUACUUUGAUGAGAAAGUACUUUGUCAAGAUCAACUCAAUACACAAAAACAAAGAAUCGAGAGCAUAAAACAAGAAAUAGUAAAAACUAAAAGCUUUUACUCUCAGACAUUAAAAAAUUUGGAACAGAUUUCAAAUGAAAUUCAUUUAAGGCGACAAGGAAAACAAACAGAAGAUGACUUACUGACACGUCCCAGAGAACCAGGAGUUGGUGCAGAACUAAAUCAAACUUUUGAGGAAACCCCUACUCAUAAAUCUUUAAAAAGUAUUAGUUCAUUACCUGAUAUUACAGCUGAGUUGGAUAGAUGUGAGAUUUGCAGUGUUGCCACCACAAGCUCUGCAGUAAGUGAGAAGGAUUCCAGCGAGAAUAUUUAUGAAGAUCUCGAAGAGGUAAAGGCUAUUCUUAGAGGAAUGACAAGGCCCGACAUUGCAGACGGUAAGAACGAGGAAGUUUACAUAUCCGAGCUUAAUAUUGGGAACAUAAAUUCACCUAAAAAGCAUUGCAAAUCAAGCACACGACCCGGAAGUCGUCUGCAGUGAUUUUUAGAAGCUUUAAGUAGAUAUUAUAUAAAAGUAUUAUAAAUUAAAUUAUAAUAGCACUAAGAGUGCUUUGAAACACUGUAAGAGUUAAAUUCAUUUAAAUGUUGUUAGUUCCUUAUAAGUUUUAAGUGCAAAUUUUUUUUUCAAACGCUGAUUAUAGUUGGAUGUAAUAAUAUUUCAGAUUAUUAUUAUAAUGCGGUGUUUAGUGUUCAGAUGUAACUUUAUUAUUGCCAGAAGCUUUUACAUUUUUUUUUGUUAGAUUGGUAUUUUCUUAUUUGAAUCUCAACUUCUUGUAAUAGGAUACAAGCAAGAAAGGACAAAUAAUAGAAUAUAAAACGUUUCGAUGUAUACAAAUAUAAAAUAUAAGAAAGUUCAA
This is a messenger RNA of Anthonomus grandis grandis, 1948 nucleotides long. RefSeq names its product SH3 domain-binding protein 5 homolog. The coding region runs from base 493 to 1572 and encodes 359 amino acids. Gene Ontology annotation, biological process: intracellular signal transduction; negative regulation of protein tyrosine kinase activity. Gene Ontology annotation, cellular component: cytoplasm. The transcript is spliced from 8 exons. The record is from RefSeq and is a predicted model, not a curated record. NCBI's taxonomy places the organism in Eukaryota, Metazoa, Arthropoda, Insecta, Coleoptera, Curculionidae. Gene Ontology annotation, molecular function: protein kinase inhibitor activity.